This is a messenger RNA of Morchella importuna, 564 nucleotides long. RefSeq lists its product as uncharacterized. The coding region runs from base 1 to 564 and encodes 187 amino acids. The transcript has a single exon. The record is from RefSeq and is a predicted model, not a curated record. Lineage: Eukaryota; Fungi; Ascomycota; Pezizomycetes; Pezizales; Morchellaceae.
AUGGCAACCCAAGACGAGACUCCCUCCCACACCACCACCUCCGGCGCAACAUACCCCCCCUCGCUACUCGCCUACGCCCUCCCCCUCUCCACACUCCUCUCGACACACCCACACAUCACCUCCUGCGUUGUUGGCGGCUUUAUCUUCCAUCCGACGCGUGGGCUCCUCCUCAUCCGCCGGGCGAUUGACGAGGCCGCUUUUCCGGGGUACUGGGAGGUUCCGGGCGGAGGUGUAGAAGCGCCGCCGACAGACGCGACCCUACUCGACGCGGUGGUUCGGGAGGUGUGGGAGGAGACGGGGCUGAAGGUCACCAGGCUGCUAAGGUGCUUCGGAUGUGUGGAGUUUCAGGGGCGAUCGGGGAGGUGGUGGAGAAAAUGGAAUUUUGAGGUCGAGGUGGAAGAGGGUGAGGUGAAGUUGGAGGAAAGGGAGCAUGAUGGGGUGCUAUGGGUGAGGGGGUGGGAAGAUGUGGUAAGGGAGAAGUGCUUGGUGUCGAGUGGGAUGGAGAGCGCGGUGAGGGAGGCAUUGGGGAUUUGGAAGGAGGAACAGCUUGAGAGGAGCAAUUAG